AUGUAAGUUUUCCCUAUUUUAACUCAUCAAACUUCAAAUUUUUCGACUGAACUCACUUAAGAUACAUUAGAAAACCCUUCUAAGGUAAAUUCUGCUGGUACUGUUACUAAUUUUUAGGCAUUCUAAACUUCUACAAUAAGCAAAAAUGUGUCAAACCCUGUUUCUUAGAGAGAAGAAGAUCUUAGUAGCUAAAAAAACAUGAAUUAACUGAUAGCUGAUGGUACGUAAACAGAGAAUCAAGAAAAUAAUAACUAAUAAGAAAUAACUGAUUGUAGAUAAAGUCUGAAUUCUGAUGUGACUGCUCACACGUGUUGGUUUUGCAAAGAAUUACCAAAUGCAGAAGACCCCUUUCUAUGUAAUUGUAAGUGUUAGGGGAGUAAUUUAAUUCAUGCAUCUUGUAUGAUGAAAAUAGCUGAUAAUGAAAUUAAAAAAAGUUAAAAAAAAUAUUCUAAAAAAAGUAAGAAGGAGCUGGUAACUGAGCAUAUCUGCUCAAUUUGUAAAUAUAAAUUCAAAUCUAUUACAAAAUACGCUUUUCAUUUUGAUUUCUCUGUGACAACUGAUAACGUUUUGAUUUUCUUAUUAGGUCUAAUAAGUCUUAGCUGUUCUAUUGGAUUAAUAAUUAUAAGCUAUAAAGUAUUUAUUGUCAAUAAUAGUGAAGGAGAAAGUUUUUCUGAGAUUUGUUUAGGUUUAAUUAUUUUUUUAAUAGUGCUAUGUAUUAGUCUAGUGUUAUCAUUUAUACUUCUAGCUAUUUAUAUGUUUUAUAAGGCCUUCUAUAAAGUCAUAACAAAGCAACUAGAAUUAAUAAGUGAUAUAAAAGAUAAAUUAAUUAUUUAUUCCUAUGAUUAAGUAAAGUAAUCAUAUUUUUAUGACCAAACCCUGAAUCUCGGUUUGACAUAAAAAGAAAAUAAAGCAAUUCCUCAAACUCUCAGCACAUACCAAAAUAGUCCUCUACAUAAAAAUGAUAAUUAAUUUUUUAAUAUUUAAGAGCAACAUUUAUGA
Molecule: messenger RNA, 999 nt
Organism: Tetrahymena thermophila SB210
Lineage: Eukaryota; Ciliophora; Oligohymenophorea; Hymenostomatida; Tetrahymenidae
Product: transmembrane protein, putative
Exons: 1
Source: RefSeq, a predicted model, not a curated record